Molecule: messenger RNA, 6565 nt
Organism: Dinoponera quadriceps
Lineage: Eukaryota; Metazoa; Arthropoda; Insecta; Hymenoptera; Formicidae
Product: serine/threonine-protein kinase MARK2-like
Exons: 15
Coding region: 339-3404 (1021 amino acids)
Biological process (GO): microtubule cytoskeleton organization; intracellular signal transduction; protein phosphorylation
Cellular component (GO): cytoplasm
Molecular function (GO): protein serine/threonine kinase activity; tau-protein kinase activity; ATP binding
Source: RefSeq, a predicted model, not a curated record
GUGUGACGACAUUAGGUGUGGGAAUUUCGAGGAGUAAUUACGGCGACGGGGUCCCGUUACGAGCGCGAUAACGCUCGUGAAACGACAAACUAAAUCCCCCGAGCAGAGUCAUCGUCGUCGUCGACUGAUCGGGCCGCUGAUUCGAUGUUGAGGACUUAUCGGCGCUCGGUGCGUUAUCUGCGAACGAUCGUCGCGCGACGCGACCGAGGAGAACCCGAAGAGCAGCGACUGCCGGUCCUCCUCGUCUUCGUGCCCACGUAAGAGAGAGAGAGAGAGAGAACGAGAGAGAAAGAGGGAAAAAGUGAAGGAGCAGCUCAAGUCCGCGGGACACCUCGAUCAUGGACGAUCAAGAGAGCCCGUUCGUGCGGUCGCAGGCCAGCAGGAGCCUGAUCCGGCCGCAGCCUGCUGGACGGAAGAAGUUCCUGCUGCUGCCGACGGCUGAGAAGGCGCGGCAGUUAACGGUGAGCCGGCAGCCGACGCCGGAAAUGAAGAGCCCGGGCGCUCCGAAGCGAUUAUCGGCGCCGCACACGCCCCUGGAGAGCCUGAAGCAGUGGGAGCUGGUGGAGGAUGACAAGGGUCUACAGGUGGUGGAGAAACGGGCGGGCGCUCCUCUGAGUCCCAUCAGGCCGAAGGAGAUGAUCGCCGGGCCGUUGUACAAUAAUACGCCCGUUUCGGGGAGGCGGUUCGCCGAGAAGAGCGGCGGCAUGGACGCCAGUCUGGAGGAGAAGCUGAGGGUCUUCAACGACUCGAAGAUCGUCCAACCGGUCGGGCUUCCGCUCGGCCAGCAGCGGGAACAGCCGGCCACGGAGCUGAAGACGCCGCUCAGCCUCGAUCUGAUCCUGAAGCAGCGCACGAGCACGAUCGUCGAGAGCACCGACAUGCUGCAGCGGCUGGAGCAGCAGGUCAUGGCCAUCGAACUGGGCACGAUCGCCGGGAGGACGCGUCAGUUGGAGAACAGCUCCGAUUUCGGGCAGGAAGUGCAGCUGAGAUACAGGGAACACGAGGACCUGCUGCGGAACGUGACCGACGACGAGGCCGAGGGGGCCUCGCCGCUGCACCGUGGGGACGCGACGCGGAACUCCACCGGGAACGCCGGCAUCGCGCCGAAGAAGUCCGCCGUCAAGUUGUCCAGGACCGCCUCGGACACGCGGCGAGGACAAGAGAUGGAGAUGCCCCUCAGGGGUCAGUCCAGGAUACAACAAGCUCGCACUUUCGUACGGCCGAUCGUCACCAAGAAGGAUCAGCGACAUCAUCACCUGCAGCUGCAGCAUCAUCAGCAACAACAACAACAACAACAACAGCAGAACAACUCGGCGACCAUUCCACUCAGGCCGUUGUCGGACGUCAUGCAGAAGGGUAUUCCAAGCGAUAAGGAGACGGGGGAUGGCGUAGGGGUGUCGAGUAGCGGGAGUCGGCUUUCGUCGAGGAGCCGGACUUCCGAGGAACCUCAUAUCGGCAAGUACAAAUUACUGAAAACCAUCGGCAAGGGGAACUUUGCCAAGGUGAAACUUGCUAAGCACGUGCCCACUGGGAAGGAGGUAGCCAUCAAGAUCAUCGAUAAGACUCAGUUGAAUCCCGGUAGCCUUCAAAAGCUGUUCCGUGAAGUCAGGAUAAUGAAGAUGCUCGACCAUCCGAACAUAGUCAAGUUGUUCCAAGUAAUCGAGACUGAAAAGACACUGUACCUGGUAAUGGAGUAUGCCAGCGGCGGGGAGGUCUUCGACUACCUGGUCCUCCACGGACGGAUGAAGGAGAAGGAGGCGAGGGCGAAGUUCAGGCAGAUCGUUUCUGCUGUGCAAUACUGCCAUCAAAAGAAGAUCAUCCACAGGGACUUAAAAGCCGAGAACUUGUUGCUCGACAGUGAAAUGAACAUCAAGAUCGCCGAUUUCGGUUUUAGCAAUGAAUUCACGCCCGGUAACAAACUAGACACCUUUUGCGGCUCGCCACCUUACGCUGCGCCGGAACUCUUUCAAGGAAAGAAGUACGACGGUCCGGAAGUGGAUGUUUGGUCGUUGGGUGUAAUCCUGUACACCUUGGUAUCCGGCUCACUGCCUUUCGAUGGUUCGACGUUGAGGGAAUUGAGGGAGAGAGUAUUAAGAGGGAAAUAUAGGAUCCCGUUUUAUAUGUCCACCGACUGUGAAAAUCUUCUCAAGAAAUUCUUGGUGCUCAACCCGACGAAGAGAGCCUCAUUAGAGAACAUAAUGAAAGACAAAUGGAUGAACAUGGGAUAUGAGGAUGACGAAUUAAAACCGUACUUAGAACCUGAACCUGAUUAUAGAGAUCACAAGAGGAUAGGUGAGUCUGCCAAGGCCCUAGCCAGUCUGGGAUACACUCGGAGCGAAAUAGAAGACUCCUUAGGACAAGCCAAGUAUGACGAUGUGUUCGCCACGUAUCUGCUCCUGGGCAGGAAAACGACAGACCCCGAAAGCGACGGGUCACGGUCGGGUAGCUCGCUGUCGCUGCGCAACAUUCCGCCUCAAGUCGGCUCGGGUGGUGGUGGAGGAAGCAGCGGAGGGACAGGCGGCGCGGUACAAAGUCCAUCGCACAGAGGUGUUCACAGAAGUAUUUCUGCUAGCAAUCCAAAACCCAGUAGGCGGGCCUCGUCCGGUGGUGAGACUCUUCGAGGCGCACCCAGUCCGGGUAAUGCAACGAAUCACAAUCACGCGACCGUGGUGACCGGUGGCGGCACUGUGACCGGCAGCGGCGGUAGCAAUUUCAAACGGCAAAACACCGUGGACGCGGCCACAAUCAAGGAGAACAGCGCCCGUGUCUCGGCAAGCCGACCCUCUGCACCUAAAAACAGUCCCGGGCAAUUAGAUACCAUGACGAUGUUCAUUCUAGGCGUGGGUACAAGUCCUGGUGGUAAAGCAAGGGUAGGCAAGAGCAACACUAUGAACGCAGGGGUAGGUGGUGGUCGGCCUCUCACCUCACCUGCUCCUGGUUCUGUUGGUCGGCGUAGUACCAUCUCCUAUGAUCAAGCGAAAACGUCAUCUUCAUCAACCGAACGAACCAACGAAGUACCCAGCCUGGGCGAGGGCACUAGACCAACGCGGGGUCACACGAAGUCUGCGAGCAUCAGCGCAGGUCACCGUUCCUCAAGUGGCGUACCCCCCAGCGACCAUUCACUACUGGACCCUCAACCACGCAACAACUCCUUACUCGCCACUGCUGACCCCCUUAGGCAGAGCUUGGGUGUAUCCGCAAGCAAUAGACUGCCCACAGCCACUACCCCGGCAUUCCCACGGAAUGUUCCGAGUCGCAGUACGUUCCAUUCUGGCCAAAACCGAGCACAGCGAAAUCACACUCAGGGUCACACACAAACGCAGGACACGAAUGCAAUUAGCCCUCUAGCGAGGCCGUCCUUCUUCUCGAAAUUAUCGUCGAAGUUCUCCAAACGAUUUUUUUAAGCGAAGGCUGAGGUCUCGCCUUGUUUCCCCCGAGCCGAAAUGAGAGCGAGCCGCAUGCAGAUAUAUCGCGCCACGGCGGCACAAAUUGCAGCCACUUUUAGGGCAAAAUGUUUCAAAUUUUAUUGAAUGGCGUUAGCGGAACUUCCAUCAAUGUGUUAUUUUAUUUCGUUUCGAUUUAUCUCUCUCACCUUGUUUCUCCUGGAUUAUAUCGAGAACUAUAGGGAUAUAAUGUUGUAUAUUUUGUAACAUUGUGUGUAGCGCGAGUUUCUUUCUUUCUUUUUAUUUACCACAGGAAAAUAUGUUGGAUAACGGACGGCGGUGAUGAAAUUAGAAUUCGUGCAAUGCACAGCAUCGGCUGUCCGCAUGCCUGGGUGUAAAACGAAACUUUAGUUAUUACAUUAUUCGAGAUUUUUGCAUUGCAUUUUUUAACUUAAUGCAACUUUAUUGCAGUAUAUUCUACUCGUGUCACUCGUUAAGAAAUUACAACAAAGUGGUCAACCAAGUUGAGACAUGUAAUGCGUACUGUUUUUUUUUUUUUUUUUACUUUUCUCUUCGGAAUUGUUUUGGUAUCCAGCAUAGGUUCCUCCUCUCAAAGAUAGCGUGGAAUUUAAUCUGGCUUUAUAUUCUCAUCAUCGAAAAUUAUAUACGUACAUUGGCUCCUUGUAUCGAUUCUCUGGUGUAAACGAAAUUCACAAGGAAAUAUGUCCUUUAAAACGAAUGGAUAUGUAUGUUACUAUAUGCAUACAAAAUGUGUAGAUAUUGACAUAGCUACAAUAUUUUCUCUCGUAAAAUAUUUUGUACAGCUUCAUUACCCUCGUAGUUAUUUAUGGAUAAUUUUGAAGCAAGAAUAGAUAACGUAUCUUUUCCGCAAGAAUGAAUGAAUGAAUUUAAGCAGACGGAGAAACUAACUCAAUUCAUCUGCAAUGUAUUAAGAGUGCGCGAUAGUCUUACGAUUUCAACGUAUUUCAUACUUUUUAUAUUGUCUUCUAAAUUAAUUAAUUUCUCCUAUAUACAUUUUAUAUUCUCUAUCUCCAAUGUCAGUAUAGUGAUUGCAUUUAUAUUAUACUUUGAAUACUACUCAGUUGACACAAAUUGAGAAACAUACAAAACACGAUUUCGAUCAGAUACAAGCAAAAGUGAAGAUAUGUAAGAAAUUAGGCAUUCCACUUUAUCUUUUCUUUACGUUUAAUGUAACACGCCUUUUAAAUGCGAUUACGAAAAAUUAAAGGUGUAGUUUAUUUUUUAUCAGAGAUUCCACACUGUCGGGGAGUUCUGUAAGCAAAUAGCAACCAGAAAAGUACAGAAAUGUUUUCAUGUUUAGCGUACUGAAAGAUUCCUUGUUUCUGUAGUUGAUCGCAGUUAUAAACGCUGUUCCAAUGUUGAUCUCAAAACUGACUAAUAAAUUAAGAUUUAGAGUGCUAUUUGAUUGCAAUGAACGGCAAUUCAAUUUUACCCACCUUGCUUUAAUUUAUUCUAUUAAUAAAUAUUCAUUUGUAUUGUAUAAUUUAUUGAGAAACCGACAUACAAUAGAACAUUAUUCGAACAAGGCAGGCCAUAAUUAAUUGGUACUUCAUUUAUUUGUAUAUUGAUUAAUGUAUCCCGAUCUACAUUGUACUAUUAUUUAAUUAUUAGAAAUAUACAAUAUUCAAGCACGUAUAUUUCUGCUCGUCAUUCUGGUCGUCAAUACAAAAGAUAAAAGUGACUGUAAAUCUUCUGGUAAAGAACAAUACUGUGCUUAGUACAAUAUGACACGUAUAAAAGAGUUCCAACUAAAGUAUAUGUAACUAUCUCAUUUCUAUUAUAAUUGUACACUAUUUUUUUUUUCUAUCGUAAAUCUUUUCUUAUUAUAUAUUUCCUACUUGAACUGUCUGUUGCAGAAAUAUAUAUUUUCCCGUGUUGGAAAAAAAAUGUAUUUCUCCGCCGUAUUUAAUGUUUGAAUUCGAAACAAAAUAUUAUAUGUAGUUUUUCGUGCUAUAUGUAAAAAUGCAGCUAUGGAAAGAAGAAUAGCAUCUUUAAAUCCAAGCUUGUUUUAAUACUAAGUGCAGAUAUUGACACUUUGGAUACAUUAUGAAUUUGAGAAUUGUGACCGUGUGUGUUAUCCCGAUAUCGGAAAUACGUGCCUUCUCCUAUUUGAUAUUGUGUAUUUCAAAUAUUUAGUUACACGACAAAUCGAUGCACUAAUCCUUCCACAGUCAUUGCCAAUAGCAUUUAUAAAUAUCUGGUCAACACAGUAGCAUCUACAUGUUAUAUACGGCAAGUAAUUAUUAUUAUUAUUAUUAUUAUUAUUAUUAUUAUUAUUAUUAUUAUUAUUAUUAUUAUUAUACGUUUAUUAUAUAUAUAACAAACCAUGGCGUAUCCUACAGAGUGGUCUUGGGCUACUUUGAAAGUAUGUUAUUUCUUAUUUUUAGCAGGAAAAUCAGAGAAACUUGGUAUAUUUAUCUCUGAUUUCGUAAGACAUUGCUAAUUUUUUUUUUUUAUACGUUCUCUUGUGUAUAAAGGUUAUUAAAGAAUUACAUAUUUACUUCUGUUGUACGAUAUAUAGAUGUUUCUAAUGAACUUCUUCAUUUUUUUUCAUUAUUAUUUACAUAUCAGGAGAUUGCACAAUUAAUGUAUUCUGACCUAUAAAUAUUUAGCAUUUUUGAUAUAAUAUAUUCCCAACGAAUGUAUUGGUUAAAUUUUUUUUUUUUUUUUUAUUGCAUUCUACCGAUAUUCGAUGCAUAUAAGUGAUAUUAGAAAGUUGUAAAGAUCUAACGAUGUAUACCUAAGGCCACCCAAUGAACUAAUGUGUAUGAAAUUGAGAAACGCUAGAAGAGAAAGAAUUAUCGAACGAAUUAGACCACGUCAUCUUAAAUAUAUCAAAGUAUGAGGUAUAUGAAGAGGAAAAUAUUUGUGUAUGCAAAUUAUAUAAAUAUAACAUGCCUUUAAAUGACCAUGCUCUUUGCUGCACUCCAACUACGUGCCCGUCCGAAUAUCCAGAGGAUCCUUAGGAUAUUCAGUUAAUUAUAUAGUCAAUCUAUUAUUUAAAAGAAUCCAAUUUAGAAAAAUUCUAAUUUAAACGUUACGUUCUGGAGGGCAGUAAAUAGCUGACAUAUACAUAUAUACAUAUAUACAUAUACGUAUAUAUGUAUGUAUGUAUAUGUAUAAACAGGAUAGAAAUAUUA